This is a messenger RNA of Caenorhabditis remanei, 963 nucleotides long. RefSeq lists its product as uncharacterized. Gene Ontology annotation, biological process: embryo development. Gene Ontology annotation, molecular function: protein binding. The transcript is spliced from 3 exons. NCBI's taxonomy places the organism in Eukaryota, Metazoa, Nematoda, Chromadorea, Rhabditida, Rhabditidae. The coding region runs from base 1 to 963 and encodes 320 amino acids. The record is from RefSeq and is a predicted model, not a curated record.
AUGACUCCCCAACCGUUCAAACUUAUCCGUCUUCCAGCCCUGGCUCUUCGAAAUGUGUUGCAGUUUCUGAAUCCCAUUGAGUUAUUCGAGCUAUCUCAAUGCUCCCGAAGAGCCUUCUCCGUUAUCCCCCUAUCCGGUAGCAGAAAGUUCAAUCUUCGCAUAAACGAGCGUAGCACCAUCAGUGUCAAUGGCCACUAUUUUGGUACUUAUAACAAUAGCCCCCUAUCGGAAAAUGUUUUGCAUGGAACGCGUACUUUUAUGGAGUUUACUGCAAAGGCUUACCUUCAUUCAGAGCACGAGCUUGUCAGUUUCUGGGAUAAUCGACAUGUCGGAUUGAAAGCAGUUCUUUUUCAUCUCUCAAAAGUUUUCGAUUGCGCAAUUGACUACGCAAGAUUUUCGGAUAAAAUUCCAGCAGUGAUCUACAUGUCAAUUAUUGAUUUGAUUAGUAGUCGACAGUCUGAAAUCAAAGAUCUCACUAUUUGGGGAGAUGGUCUGACUGAUGAAUAUGUGACUGGGAUAUUCGAUAAAUUGAAAGUCACUGAUCAUCUAGAGAUGAACUAUCAAUAUACUGUGCCUCGAUCGAUUCCAUUCAACACAAAAUCCAUCGUUAUUUGGAAUUCCUCUUGGAUCACAAUGGAACACUUAAAAUCAAUGAAUAAGUGUACUGUAAUUCAAUUAUAUCGGUCUACAAUAACCGAUCCUGAUAUGACAUUGCUUCUGAACGACUGGAAGUCUGGACAAUAUUCAAAUCUUCAAUAUUUAUCCAUCAAAAGUAGUUUUCUUAGCAAAACCUUCACCGCAUUUGGACUUCCGUCACUCACUGGAGAUCAAUCGCAUGAAAAAACCAUUCUUGGUAUAGAAAGAGAGAUUUAUAGAGGUGUCGAUGUUCGACGAGAUGAUGGAGUUGUUGGAAAUAUUCGUUUCAACGAUAAAGAGGGAGUUUUGCAAAUUCUGGUGUUGUAA